GGAUGGAAAUGGGAUGAUCUAUUUCCAUAUAUGAUCAAAAUGCAAAAUCAUUAUUGUUAUUAUCUUCCAUCAUCAUUAACUGGAAUAUCAGAUAUAGAUUGUCGAAAAUGGCAUGGUCAACAUGGUCCAAUGGAUAUUGCUCCACCAUUAUUUCAACAAAUGCCUGAACCACUAUUAGAUUUAAAGAAUGAAUGUAAUGAAUAUGAUGGAUUUAUGACUGAUUCUGAUAAUCCAACCAAACAAUAUGGUUGUUAUUUUGUACAACAAUUUCGUAAGCCUUUAAAUAAAUCUGAUCCAAAUUCUGAAAGUAUACGAGCGAGUACAUGGUCAGCAUAUUUAAAUGGCAUAAGUCGACCAAAUCUUCAAGUAUUAGAUUCAGCAACUGUUUUAAAACUUGUUUUCGAUGAAAAUGAACCGACAAAAUGUAUUGGUGUUGCAUACGAAUAUAAAGGACAAAUAUAUACAGCAAUAGCAAGAAAAGAAGUUAUUCUAUCUGCUGGCGUUUUUGAUACACCCAAGCUUUUACAAUUAUCUGGUGUUGGUCCGAAAGAAUGGCUUCAACCAUUCGAUAUUAAAAUCGUGGCAGAAAAUUCACAAGUAGGAAACAAUUUUGUCGAUAAAAUGGCCAGUUUUAUGGCUUUUGAAACUUAUGAACAACUACCUGCACUACCAUUGAGUUUUCGUACUUUUGCAUGGUUAUCGAACAGUGGAUUGAAAGAAAGUAAUAGAAAUUGGACAGAUAUUCAAAUUUUUCUUUAUUCUGUAAAUCCUGAUAUAUCAUUUGAUGCUCCAAUAAUAGGUUAUGAUCCAACUCUUGCUUAUUCACAACCACGCAUACCAUUAAUCACAUUUCUUAUCUAUCAUACACAGCCUGAAGCUUCAGGAACCGUUAAAAUUCAAUCAUUAUCACCAUAUGAUCGACCACAAAUUGAUCAUGGUUGGCAAAAUUUAUCUGAAUAUGAUCGAAAUAAUCUUCAAUAUAUUGUUAAUUUUGUCCGAAAUUUUACGAAGAAUAUGCGGUGGGGUCAGAAAUAUGUAAAACAAGAAUUAUUUCCUGGAAAUCGCUAUGGAGGAUCUGAUAUUUUAUAUCGACAAUUAAAUUUAGGUAGUGGUUACCAUCCAGCAGGUACCUGUGGACUGGGAAAAUGCACAGAUAAUGAAGCCCGAGUGUUAGGAAUAAAAAAUGUUCGAGUUGCUGAUAUUAGUCUAUUUCCAACACAGAUAAAUGUUAAUCCAAUGUAUAUUCUCUAUAGUAUGUGCGAAAAAGUAGCAGACCUUAUUAUACAACAACAUUCACAACAUCGAUCAAAAGGCAUCAGUAUAUACAAUUGUUCUAAUUUUACUUUUAUCAUUUUUAUGAUGUUACUUUUGUUUAUGUAUUACUAA
Rotaria sp. Silwood1 is the source of this 1386-nucleotide messenger RNA. Lineage: Eukaryota; Metazoa; Rotifera; Eurotatoria; Philodinida; Philodinidae. The record is from the annotation of a GenBank genome assembly.